This is a messenger RNA of Sinocyclocheilus grahami, 1053 nucleotides long. RefSeq names its product brain abundant, membrane attached signal protein 1 (gene basp1). The transcript has a single exon. The record is from RefSeq and is a predicted model, not a curated record. Lineage: Eukaryota; Metazoa; Chordata; Actinopteri; Cypriniformes; Cyprinidae. The coding region runs from base 29 to 616 and encodes 195 amino acids.
UUUCUCUCUUUCACAGGUCAGAGGUAAAAUGGGAGGGAAGCUGAGCAAAAAGAAGAAGGGAUACAAUGUGAACGACGAGAAGGUGAAAGAGAAGGACCCAAAGACGGAGGGAGCGUCGGCGGAGGAGGGUGAAGCUCCUAAGGAAAACAAUGAGGGCACUGCUGCUGCCACCGAGACAACCAAUGACACGGCGGCGGCCGCCAAAGAAGCCACGCCCACCGCCGAUAGCAACUCCACUGCACCCAAGGAGGAGGAUAAAAGCGCCGCCCCUCCGAAGAAGGAGGAGCCUGUGGUGAAUGCUAAUGCUCCUAAAGCUUCUGAUGCCAAGAGCAGCGAGGCUGCCAAAGUAGAACCCGCCAACAGUCCAGAUGCCCCUCCUGCCAAAGCGGAAGAAAAAUCUGCCCCUUCUGCAGCUCUGGCCAAUGAGAAAGAAGCUGUGAAAGAGCCUGCUAAAGAUCCCACCCCUCCUGUAGCCAAAGCGAUGGAGAGCAAGCCCGACGCUGAGUCUAAAAAGACUGAGGCUCCGCCCGCAAAAGAAUCCGCCCCCGCAGAGCCAAUCACCACGGAGUCCAGCCCCGCCCCCAACAAGGAGCAAGCAGUCGCUGUGCAGGAUUAACAGAAGGAACAGUUAAUGACAAGAUUAAUGACAAAUGAAAAACCAGAUCAAAUCUAAAUCAUUAAAACUAGCCCACCCAUUUUAAACUAUAUCAGUAAUUAUAAUAUGAAUAAUGAUAAUAGUAACAAUAACAAUAAUGAUUUUAACAGGCUGGACUGAUCAUUGUGUUGGUGAUGGACAUGAUCAUGGUGAAUAAGACUGGCAGUUGUGAUGAUAUUAUCUUUAAUAUCCAAUUGAACUUUGAUACAAACCACCAGCCCCCAACUCUCUCUCUCUUUAUCUCUUUUCACCUUUCUUUCUACCUCCAUUCAAUGAGGGGUGGAAUACAAACAUGGAAUCUAUUCAUUGCCACCCUCCGAAUCUCACUUCCCUCCAUUUGAGUGUAAUGUGAUGGCAGUGAGUGGGGUUAAUAUAUAUAUAUAUAUGUGUGUGUGUGU